AUGUGCUCACGGGGGCAGAUCCACGACAAAGGGGCUGCAUCGCCCCUCGUAAUUUGCCGGUAUUGUGAUGCACGCACUUGUUUCACCCAUCAGGUCCUUUGGCACAAAGGCCUCACAUGCAGGCAGUAUAGUAUUCAGGCAAAACGCAGACAGGAGAUUCACGCAAAUGAAGAGUAUAUCGGGGCGCACACCAAACGGUGCCCAAAUCCAACUUGUGGGCGUCCGAUCGAAAAAGCGCAGGGCUGUGACCACAUGACAUGCCGUAAGCCAGGAGGAUGUGGCCACGAGUUUUGUUGGGAUUGCCUCGCAGAUUAUGGGCCCAUUCGUCUCCAAGGAAAUCAUCGACACAAACCUGGGUGUAGACAUUAUACAGGCGGCAGUUCGAACGAAUUUGCCGAGGUUACCGCGUUGACCGUUGUGGAAGGGCUGCGUGCUCGGCCCAUACGCCAGCGUCCUACUCUAAUAAAUAGAAGGGUUAAUUUGGAUAACUUAACAGGGCCCUUUACGCACGCACGGCCGGUUGCUGCUGAGCACCCUCAUCUUACCGUACGAGAUGCGGGUAGGAUGGUGCUGCAAGCUGAAGCAAAUGGCAUGCAUAAUCAGCAGCCUCCUGGGCCUGUUACGUCGCUGGUGCGGGCUAGGGACAGAAGCCUGGACGAUUCGCAAGGCAAUGGGUCCCGGCCGGCUACGAGCAUGAAUAAUGGUGAAGGGAUGUGCUGCAAGCAUUCGGUUUACCGUCUAAUCGAUAAUAACCCCGCUAUCUACGGCCACCCCGUCCCGCCCCUUUCUCAUUCGCCUCCACGUUCAAUGAUGGAUGCCCUCGGGAGCAGGUCCGAGGACGAGUAUUUUACCAUUUCUCUAAACCCGUUUGUAUCCUCGGAGACCAAGAAAUGGUCUCUUCCGCCAGAGCAAGUGCUUCUCUCCCGCUCGACAGUCACUUAUCGUGGUCGGAAUGCAUACAAGAGCAAGCGCGCAGAUGCAUAUCAACAGCCUCCCCCCACCCAAGUCUGCGAAAUCUGUCUCGAGACACGAGAUUUACUGUGCCCCACUAGCCUCUGCACGCACGAAUCAAAUGUCUGUGAAUCGUGUCUUCAAGAGUAUGUUAUACACGCUGUCAAGAUUAUGGGACAGACUCGGUUAGUUUGCCCAGGAUUUAGGUGCAAGGAAGUACUGGGCCAAGAGGAUGUAGUCAAGUCUAUUAGGGAGGAUAAAGAUUGUCUGGAUCGCAAGGCACUCAUUAUCAUUACUCGGAUUGUCGACAUUAUACCCCAAUUGGAGCUACCACAAACGCUCCAACGCCACCUCGGAGACACCAUCAAACACCUCUCAGGAACCGAGUGUCACCCGCACGUCGCCCCUCUUAUCGAGCAGUAUGAUGUUUGA
Rhizoctonia solani is the source of this 1383-nucleotide messenger RNA. Its product is annotated as IBR domain protein. Gene Ontology annotation, cellular component: cytoplasm; ubiquitin ligase complex. Bases 1 to 1383 code for a protein of 460 amino acids. Gene Ontology annotation, biological process: ubiquitin-dependent protein catabolic process; protein polyubiquitination; positive regulation of proteasomal ubiquitin-dependent protein catabolic process. The transcript is spliced from 9 exons. Gene Ontology annotation, molecular function: ubiquitin protein ligase activity; ubiquitin conjugating enzyme binding; zinc ion binding. The record is from RefSeq and is a predicted model, not a curated record. Lineage: Eukaryota; Fungi; Basidiomycota; Agaricomycetes; Cantharellales; Ceratobasidiaceae.